Messenger RNA from Linum trigynum, 1611 nucleotides. The record is from the annotation of a GenBank genome assembly. NCBI's taxonomy places the organism in Eukaryota, Viridiplantae, Streptophyta, Magnoliopsida, Malpighiales, Linaceae.
UCCAUCGGCAUCAUAGCACGCACCAGUAACCACCAUUACUUCCGCUGCUGCGAAUCUCAGAGAAGACACUGCACAGAAAUCAGAAUCAAACACUCCCACUUCACUCAGCCUCUCUUCCUCUACGAUCACUCCAAUUUCGGAACUUUCCACAACUUUUGCUCUUCUUCGUGAAAUCAUAUAGUCGAUUACUUGCUGCUAUGGCGGUCGGUCGGAGUAGCUUCCUCCGCGGCGUCCUCUUCUCGUUCCUCUACAUUUCUCUGGCCGCUUCUUCUCUGCCAGCUCACUCUCAAUCUCAAUGCAGCAGCGCCCACCCACCCGUGAUCUUCAACUUCGGAGAUUCAAACUCCGACACCGGCGCUCUCGUCGCCGGCCUAGGUUUCCCCAUCGACCUCCCCAACGGCCGCUCUUUCUUCCACGCUUCCGCCGGCCGUCUCUCCGACGGCCGCCUCGUCCUCGACUUCCUCUGCCAGAGCAUUAACACUAGUUUCUUGACGCCGUACCUGGACUCUCUUUCUGGUUCGACCUUUACCAAUGGCGCAAACUUUGCUGUUGUGGGAUCCUCAACACUUCCAAAGUUCGUGCCUUUCUCGCUUCACAUUCAAGUAAUGCAGUUUCUUCACUUCAGGGCUCGCUCCCUUCAACUUGGCAAGCCUAUUACUCAACAGGGCUUCCACGACGCGCUCUACAUGAUCGACAUUGGACAGAAUGAUAUAGCAGAUUCCUUUGCCAAGAACAUGUCUUUCGCCCAAGUCGCCGAAAGGAUCCCCACCGUCCUUGCCCAGAUUGAAGAUGGUGUUAAGUCUUUGUACGACGGAGGAGGGAGGAAAUUCUGGAUACACAACACAGGUCCAGUAGGCUGCCUGCCGCAGAAGCUCUCAAUGGUGAAAGACAAGGAUCUCGAUCCAAUCGGGUGUAUCUCCAGUUACAACCGAGCAGCGCUGCUCUUCAACGAGGGGCUGCGUCGUUCGUGUGAAAAGAUGAGGUCCCAAUUAAGGGAUUCCACCAUUGUCUAUGUAGAUAUAUACUCCAUUAAGUAUGAUCUCAUCGCCAAUGCUACCAAAUACGGAUUCGCUAGUCCGCUGAUGGCAUGCUGUGGGUUUGGAGGGCCACCCUAUAAUUAUGACAUAAGGGUGCCCUGUGGUCAGCCGGCGAGUGAAGUGUGUGGUGUGGGAUCUCGCUCUGUGAGCUGGGAUGGGAUCCAUUACACUGAAGCUGCUAAUGAGUUUGUGGCAUUAAAGGUGCUCUCCACUGCUUACUCGGUUCCUCGCCUGAGUUUCAACUUCUUCUGCCGUAGUUAGGGGUCUUUGCUGCAUUGAGCAAUGUCUGUAUGUGCAUGAAUUAAUGGCAGUGGCAAUGGCAAUGGCCUUCUUGUUUGUAUGUCUGUAGUUCUAAGAUGUAAUUGCUCUCAUCACCUUAUUUUGGUUAAUAUAUUACGAACUAUUUUUAUUUAAGAAAUAAUGAGAUUGUAAGAAAAAAUAGGAGACAGAAUGCUCCAUGGAGCUGCAAUUUUAUCACUUCUCGUGAACAGAUGGUUGUCACCGUCAAGGACUUAGGGUAGGGUCAGUAACCAAUGGUUACUAACCUAUAAGUAACUAAAUUGGACCUUUACAU